Suillus paluster is the source of this 1014-nucleotide messenger RNA. RefSeq names its product uracil-DNA glycosylase-like protein. Gene Ontology annotation, molecular function: mismatch base pair DNA N-glycosylase activity. The record is from RefSeq and is a predicted model, not a curated record. Gene Ontology annotation, biological process: base-excision repair, AP site formation. Lineage: Eukaryota; Fungi; Basidiomycota; Agaricomycetes; Boletales; Suillaceae. Bases 1 to 1014 code for a protein of 337 amino acids. The transcript has 7 exons.
AUGUCUUUCGAGGAAGACCACAACGACGCAGAAUCGUCUGCUACUGAAAAUUUCAGGGAGUCUAUUAACAAGUUCACAUUCACCACUCCAUGUCAGCCACAGGUCGAUCCAGCAGUUACUACGGCCGACAGUUCGAAGCAGCUACUAACCCUGCGACGUUCCUCACGAGUUGCUGCGUCUGUGACAUCCGGAAGGUCGGUAGUCAGGCGCGACUCGCAUGCCUUAAGUUUGCCAUUAUCUAGAAAGGGUAAACGCAAGGCACCUGACGCAAGUCUGUCCAAGGACGCCGUAAAAAAGUUGAAGAGAGGAUACGCCCCACCAGAAGCAUAUUCCCAUCUAUCACCCCUCACAGAUUGUCUAGCCUAUGGACUUGAUGUCGUUUUCUGUGGAAUUAAUCCAGGUUACAUGUCCGCCCAGAGAGGACAUCACUUCGCACACCCGACAAACCACUUCUGGAAAUGUCUCUAUCAUUCUGGGUUUACAUCUAGGUUACUGCCACCGUCAGAGGACCAUUCUUUGCCCGAAAAAUUCAACAUUGGUCUGACGGAUCUAGUUGACAGACCAUCCACGGAGGCAUCGGAACUUUCUUCUUCUGAGCGUGUCUCGUCUGUACCUAUCCUGCUCAACAAGCUUGCCCUUCAUCGCCCAAGGUUUCUCUGUCUCGUCGGUAAAUCUAACUGGGAGGUGGUCCAAAAGGCACUCGUGCAGAUGUCGACUGGACCAUCCAAAGCCUCUCGAUCAUCAGGCACGUCAAAAGCAUCGCGGGCGUCGGCCAAUAAUACUGGGUUGCAGCCGUUCAAGCUAUGCUAUCCAGCUAUUGCAGGUCCCAGUACGUCGGCUAACAUAAGCGAAACAUUGUUAUUCGUGGUUUCUAGCACGUCAGGCCGUGUCGUGCAAUAUAAGCUCUCCGAUAAAGUCAAGCUCUUUACUCAGUUGAAGAGCUUGGUUGACCAGCCGCGAUCGGAAUUGAAUACUUCGGAAAUGAAAUGUAUCACCAUGUCGCAUGAUCCAUAA